Molecule: messenger RNA, 991 nt
Organism: Nelumbo nucifera (sacred lotus)
Lineage: Eukaryota; Viridiplantae; Streptophyta; Magnoliopsida; Proteales; Nelumbonaceae
Product: serine/arginine-rich splicing factor SR45a-like
Molecular function (GO): RNA binding
Source: RefSeq, a predicted model, not a curated record
CUGUUUCGUUUCCUUUUGAUGCUAAUUUGUUUUGAGAGGACGGCCUGCUUUAGGGCUUCCGUUUUAUCUUUCCCUCCUUGCAAAUCUUCUUUCAUCUCCUUCAAGUUCAUCAAAUCCAAGCGAUGUCAUAUUCAAGAGAGGGAAGGUCUACCUCUCCCUCCCGCUCCCCCUCACCCCAUAGAGGUCAUAGGUCAAGAUCAUUGUCAAGGUCAAGGGGGAGGAGUCGCUCCAGGAGCCAAGAUUCUGGAGAUGCAGCCAAUCCCGGAAAUAACUUGUAUGUUACAGGCUUAUCUACAAGGGUUACUACCAAUGAUCUUGAGAAAUAUUUUAGCCGUGAAGGAAAGGUUGUGGAAUGCCAUCUUGUGACUGAUCCUCGUACAAGAGAAUCUCGUGGAUUUGGAUUUGUAACAAUGGAAACUCUUGAGGAUGCUGACCGCUGUAUCAAAUAUCUAGACCGUUCUGUGCUUGAAGGUCGAUUAAUCACAGUUCAAAAGGCAAAACGGAGUCGUGGGAGGACACCAACUCCAGGCAGAUACCAUGGUCUGAUGGACCGAAGAGGGCGUGGUCGCAGACGGUCUCGUAGCUAUUCACCUCGCAAGCGGCAGGACAGAGAUUAUAGGCGAGGAAGAUCAAGAUCUCGCUCUCCAUAUGGAAGGAGGGGAGAUGAUUACCCGGACCUGCAUAGGAGGCGUAGAGAACGCUCUUUAUCAGCUGGCAGCGACGGAAAUCACAGGGCAGGUUAACCCAAAUUUUUAUAGUUACUCCACUGAGCUUUGUCCUGUCCUGUGCAUUAAUUAGCUAGCUAGACGUCUUUUAAACCCUGUACCCGUGGAGCCUUUUUUCUCCCCAAGUGUGAACUUGCAUGCAACUGAAUUCCUUCCCAUCUGUUGUCUGUAUUACGUUUAACCCAUUAAUCCUCUUUACCGCUUCAACGAGUUCAGCUUUGAGGAUUGUGUUUGACUAAUUAAUUGAAGCUUCCUUUUCAUUUUCA